AUGCCAGAAGACAAUGGGACCUGUCCCUUACCAUUAGAAGUGACAGUGCUGAUUUCCGCCCCGCCGGUGCACACACACACCGUCCAGAGCCGGCAUCCCGAGGGCAGUGACCGCGCCAGCAGCCCGCAGUCUCACGGGACACACCGCCCCGUCUCUGCGCGGAGCCGCGAUCAGUGCAGGCCCAUCCGAGCGCCCGCCAGCCGCCGCCUCGCCUCCCGCCGCCAGGUGGUCACUGGCUGCCAAGAAAAAAUCCAGCACUGGAAGAAGGUUGAGAGUGAUUAUGAGGCUCUUCAGGAGCGACUCCGGACACUGCCUGACAAGUUGUCCUAUGAUAUCAUGGUACCUCUUGGUCCUCUUGCCUUCAUGCCAGGAAAGCUUGUCCACACCAAUGAGAUCACUGUUCUGCUGGGGGACAACUGGUUUUCAAAAUGCUCAGCAAAGCAGGCUAUUGAGCUGGUUGAGCACAGAAAAAAACAUGUAAGGAAAGCACUGGAUGAUUUGCAAAAAGUCAUGAAGAAUUUUGAAUCACGAGCUGAAUUCACAGAAGAUUUGCAGAAAAUGAGUGAUGCUGCAGGUGAAUAUGUUGACAUAAGAGAAGAAAUUGAAGAUGAUAGCAUUGAAACAAAAGGAAAAUACCGAACUGCUCACAAACCUCAUUCAAAGCCAAAAGUAUCAAAUGUUUUUGAGGUAGAUUUUCCAGCAAAUGGAAGUGAUACAAAGCCAGUGGGCCGUUUUCAGUCGGAGGAGGAGCUGUGGGCCCGCUUAGAAGAGCUCGAGAGACAAGAAGAGAUCCUCGGUGAACUUGACAGGAUGCCUGAUGCAGUUGAAGAAAAUGGAGAAGAUGCAACCUCUUCUGAAGAGGAGAAGGAGGAUAAGGAGACAGAUGUGAAUGGGAUGUGUAGGGCAGAGGACUGUAUUACUCAGGACAACUUCCAUAAAGAACUUGCAAAUUCAGAAUUGUUUCUAGGCCAAGUUAAUGGCUCGACUUACUAUCACAGCGAUGAUGAAGAUGACAGAGAUGUUGGAGAUAACUCUAUUCCAACUAUUUUUUUCUCUCACACUGUGGAGCCUAAAAGGGUAAGAAUAAACACAGGAAAAAAUACUACUUUGAAAUUCAGUGAAAAGAAGGAAGAGGCCAAGCGUAAAAGGAAGAACAGCAGUGGCAAUGGCCAUGCAACUCCGGAGCUGCCCAACAUCAAAACCCCAGCAGACAUUUACCGAGUCUUUGUUGAUGUUGUGAAUGGAGAAUAUGUCCCUCGUAAAUCAAUUUUGAAGUCUCGAAGCAGAGAGAACAGUGUUUGUAGCGAUACCAGUGAGAACAGUGCUGCUGAGUUUGAUGACAGACGAGGAGUUCAGAGGAGUGUUAGCUAUGAUGAAGCCACUCAGAGUGACAACAGCGAAGGCAUCCUGGAGGAAGAGGAGGGGGAAGGGCAGCAGCAGCUACUGAAAAAGCUUCCUCCCUCUUCAGGGACAACUGAGGCAUUUUCUGGAACUGUCAUAGAAAAGGAGCCUUUGUCUCCCUCCUUCAUACCACACCCAGUGCUCGCUCACCCAGUGCUGCCGACCAUUCUGGAGCGCAAAUCGGAGGAGCUUUCGUCCGACGCCCCGGAGGAGCCUGUCAGGAGGAUUUCCAAAUUCAGAGCUGCCAGGAUGCAGCAGACUCAGUAGGUGCUGCCGAGCCCAAGCAGGAGGGCUCUUGCCUGGUUUCACCUCUGGAGAUUAUAUAAAGCCUUCUCCAUAGCACCCACCCAGUUACCAGGGUGUCCUGUGGUAAUUUGGCACCGGUUAUCUCCUCAACGUUUACUGGCAGCAUUAGGAAAACAAACACUUCAGUGUUUGAACACUUGAGUAUUCAUCUUAUUUUGUCGGUUUCCCUCUGUGCUGUCAGCACCUUUGUAUAUGUUUGCCUUAUGAUAGCAGCACUUGGGUUCUUUUUCAAAAACUGUUCCUUACAUACAUUGUUUUUGUGUUUAAACCUAAAUACAGGCAGUUUUGUGCCAGCUGUGAUGUUCUACAUACCAUAUGGACCAUUUUAAGGAAACUUUUCACAUUUCAAAUAGAUUCACCAAUUAUAUUACAUUACUUGCUUUAGCAUUUUAAGACACACUUGUAUUCACAUUGCUGUAGGUUUUGCAACUAGGUGUCUGCUAAAAGUUUUUUUCCUUCUUUCAAACCUCUCUGAUAUCUCACUGUACAGGUCUAUAAAAUGCCAGGUUCAUGUACAUUGCAGGGAAGUUUCUUUGAUGGAAAAGGGUAUUUUGUAAAAUUAAAUUUUCAGUAAAAAAGCUGU
Ficedula albicollis (Collared flycatcher) is the source of this 2290-nucleotide messenger RNA. RefSeq names its product URI1 prefoldin-like chaperone (gene URI1). The transcript is spliced from 12 exons. Gene Ontology annotation, biological process: negative regulation of phosphatase activity; negative regulation of transcription by RNA polymerase II. Lineage: Eukaryota; Metazoa; Chordata; Aves; Passeriformes; Muscicapidae. Gene Ontology annotation, molecular function: transcription corepressor activity; chromatin binding; phosphatase inhibitor activity. The record is from RefSeq and is a predicted model, not a curated record. The coding region runs from base 1 to 1668 and encodes 555 amino acids.